AUGUCUAUCUCACUUCAAAUAGGUGCAUUGACAGACGAGUUGGUAGCAGCUGUCGCCAAGUCGUCUGGUAAGAACCCGUCAGCCAUACCCGGGAGGGCCGCUAUUGAGAAGAAAAUCAAGGAUGACUCCUAUUUAAGGACAAAUAAGUUCGAAGUUAUGAAAUGUCUCGACGGCUUGCUAGAAAAAUUUCAAGUCGUUGGAAAUGAUGAACUAUCAGAUGCACUUCAUCGAAGGCUAGAAGAACUGGACCAAAAGAAAUUGAGUUUGGCUCCCGAAAUACUCUCCCUUCUAUUGUUUCUCUCGGACAAUCCGGCCACUCUUACAAAUUUAAAGGAUUUGAAGGAAUUUUCACCACCGAGGGACCCCAAGACCAUAGAAUGGGCAGACAUCACGGACUCGAAGUUGAAUGAACCGGAUGAUCUCUGGAAGGAUAUCGAUUACGCUGCAGAAUCUUCUGAUGAUGAUAUAUCCUCGGCAUCCAGCCAUGUUUCGAUACCAAAAAUUGUACCUCAUGGCUCAACAGUUCCUCUGGAAGAAUUUAACCCGUCUGAAGACUUAUUUAUUGAUGUACAAGACGACGCCUUGGUAGCCUCCAUUAUUAAAUCUCAAGCUCUCUUGGAAGGAGGGGAUGGUGAAGUAUUAUACCUGACUGAGCUCCAAUUUGUCAAGGAUGCCAUAUCUAUGCUUCGUGGUUUACCAACGUCGACAUUCUCAAUUUAUGAUGAUAAAAUUGGAAUUAAUCGGAAUAUUUCCUUAUCGCAUACCUCUCAGUUUGCAUUCCAGGGGUUAAUGAUGUCCUUCAGCAGUAUCGGAACUUCCGUCCAGAUUUUAAGAUCGUUUCUAAAACGACCACAGCGAGUUCCAUUCAUGCAGACCUUUCAGAAGGAACUAGAAGCGCUGGUCCUAUCAUUUGAUAGAUACCUCUCCAGUGAGCAAUCGCAUUAUCUAUAUCGACCUACUCCACUUUCUGUCAGCCUUCUUCAUCUACUUCACAAGGUUAGGCAGCAUGUGAGGGUGCUACUUGAGCUUGCUAGUCUUAUCGAUGACCUUAAUAAAAACUCCAGUCAUGAAAAUUUCCGGUGUCUAGAUUUGUUAUAUGACUUAGUGUGCGAAAAACAGGCAGCAGGCGAGGACAGUCAAUACCGGGAAAUCUCACAGCUAUUUUUUGCCUGCUUUGAGAACUAUACAAAACCCAUUAGACACUGGAUGGAAACAGGAGAUCUAGACAUAGGCCAAUUGUCUUCCUUCUUUGUCACCACCUCGACCAGCUCACACGAUGACCUGCAGACACUCUGGCAUGACUGGUUUAACCUAAAUUGGCAGUCAGGCCGUUUAUACGCUCCAAAAUUUCUUCAUCCCUCGUCAAAGAAAAUAUUUAUUACUGGGAAGAGUCGAGUAUUUCUUCGACACCUCGGUAUUGAGCCCAUGAACCCCAGAGUGCCUGACCCUCCCUCGCUCCACUACGAGGUUGUUUGCCCCUUAAACCAAUCAUUAUCAUUAUAUCCUUUUGCCGGCCGACUGGAUGCAGCAUUUAACCAGCUUGUUGACACCAACCAUAACCACGCCUCCUCACUGCUGAAAGCAGAACUUGAUGAGAAGUGCGGUCUAUGGCAAUCACUAGAUGCGCUUGAAUAUUUAUAUUUAGGUAAAGAUUACGGAAGAUAUUCCGUUACUGACUACAGAAUAUUCAAUCUUAUUGACAGGGGAAGUCGAUCCUGGAAUGACCGCUUCCUUAUCACGGAGUUACUCAGGCAAGCUUUUAGCGGUUUGCCGUGUAUCGAUGUCACAAGCCUGAUUGGUCGUUCGGCGAAAGUUCCGCUACAUGUUUUUGAUAGCCACAGUCGGUCUGUUCAAAUUCUCAAGGUCAUCUCUAUCGAUUAUGCCUUGCCUUGGCCAGUUGCGAAUAUUGUCACCAGAGAUUCCCUGCAAAUUUACAAGCGUAUUUCACUACUACUGAUGCAAAUACGCAGAGGGAAAUACACACUUGAGAAACGUUGGUUUACAAAGCCACAUUUAUCUCCAAACGACGAUGAAGAGGGAGCCGAUCACAUCUUAAGCUUUUGCGUUCGACACCGUUUGUUAUGGUUCUUGAACGUUCUCUACCAUCAUUUCACGGAAGUUGUCAUCGCUCGUGCUACCCGCGAAAUGGUCAAAGCCGCCAAAGCCUCAGCAGAUGUGGACUCCAUGAUUGAAAUACACCAGUCAUAUAUCAGAGCAUUGGAAGCGCAGUGUCUUUUAAGUAAAGAUUUUGCGCCUAUACACCAUGCAUUGAUCUCUCUACUGGAUCUAUGCAUAUCGUUUUCCGACACACAAGUUGCUCGCAGCCUAGAGUUACAGCAAGAUCAAAAUGAGCAGACUUUGAGCACUAUACGCUUAGCACGGAUGGCUUGGGAAAGAGCACUGGUUGAAGAUGAGUUUGACGAUAGCGAAUAUGAUCUGGAGAUAUCCAUGUUCGAAGCUGGAAAUGCUACAAGUAUCUCCUUUUUUGAACAAUCUUACCAUUGUCGUGUUAUGCGCGUAAAGUCAAAGUUUGAUAAUCUCUGCUCGUCAAUCAAAGCUGGUCUUAGAGUUGAUCACGGCGAUUAUUCGCAAACUAUGGAGACUCUAGCAGAUAGACUCGAAUGGGGCUGA
This is a messenger RNA of Trichophyton rubrum CBS 118892, 2631 nucleotides long. RefSeq lists its product as uncharacterized. Gene Ontology annotation, cellular component: gamma-tubulin complex; centrosome; equatorial microtubule organizing center. The record is from RefSeq and is a predicted model, not a curated record. Bases 1 to 2631 code for a protein of 876 amino acids. Gene Ontology annotation, biological process: meiotic cell cycle; mitotic cell cycle; spindle assembly. The transcript is spliced from 2 exons. Gene Ontology annotation, molecular function: microtubule minus-end binding; gamma-tubulin binding. NCBI's taxonomy places the organism in Eukaryota, Fungi, Ascomycota, Eurotiomycetes, Onygenales, Arthrodermataceae.